UUGUGUAACUACUACUACUAACAGAACGAGAGAAGUCUGCUGUCGCGACCCUUUAUUAGUUCUUUGAGCUACGACUAUUGGAGGCAUCUUUGGUACAUUUGUAUCCCAGUUCUCUUUCUGUAAUUCGGCUUAAGUCCAACUUAAGCCAAUGCUGAGUAUCCAAGAUGUCAGACAACGAGGUUGAAAAAUUUGAGAUAUCUGACUAUGACCUUGAAAAUGAAUUUAAUAUUAGACGGCCCGGCAGGAGGCAAACAAAAGAACAGCAGAUUUAUGGAGUUUGGGCACAAGAAGAAGGUGAUGAAGAGGAGGCAGAGGCAGAACACAUAGAAGUUCCAAUUCCCAGAGCACGAGUCCUUCGAGGAGGUCUUAAUUUUGUUCCCGGAGGGGUGCAGCAGGCUGGUAAAAAGGAUGAAAAACGCAAGAAAGAUGGUUCAGGUGAUGAGUCAGAAUCAGAGUUGGCACCAAGACCAAUGUUUGGAGCUACUGGUGACUCAAGUGAUGAGGAAAGUACACCAAGACCACACCUGCCAUCCAGUUUUGUCAGUAGUAAGAAGUCAUAUUCUUCAUUUAGCUCAGGACCCCAGAGGACAGAGAUUGCUGGUAUGCGACGGGGAGGACAGUCCAGCUCUGGAAAUGCUGGUCUACUUGGCAGUGGUUUAGGAGAUUGGGAAAAGCACACCUCAGGUAUUGGCAGUAAACUUUUGAAGAAAAUGGGAUUUGAAGAAGGAAAAGGAUUAGGUAAAAACUUGCAGGGUAUUUCAACACCAGUCGAGGCUAACAAGAGGAAAGGAAAGGGUGCUAUCGGUUACUAUGGUACAGAAAGAAGUGAAAAGUCUCUGAAAGAUUUUCCUGUAAAUGAUUCAGAUGAAGAAGAGAAGGAAAAAUUCAAAGAACUCCUCCAACAAUGGAAAAAAACGGGCAACAAGAAAAAGAUUAAGUAUAUAUACAAAAGUGCUGAGGAGGUGAUAAGAGAAGGUAAGACUAAGAAACUGAAACCUGCUGAUGACAGCCACAUUACCAAGACCAAAGUAAUUGACAUGACUGGGCCAGAAACACGAGUUCUUAGCAGUUAUCAUGCAAUUGGAGGUCAGAAGAAUAUUAUGGAUGAAUUUGAAGAAAAUAAAAAUAGAAAGUAUGAACAUUUUGAUCUUCCAGAGCUGCUGCAUAAUCUUCAGAUUUUAUUGGAUAAAUGUGAAGAUGACAUAGUGAUCAACGCUAGAACUCAAGAAAGGGAAAGCGACAGGAUAGUCCAUCUAGACCAUGAGAGGGAAAAAUAUGAAACUUUACUAGAUAGAGAAAAGAAAGAAUUGGAAAGUGUAGAUCAAGUUAUAAGCCUAGUAGAAAGAUUGGAUACUAGGCACAAAGAACAGAGUUUAAGCUUGAGUGAAGCAACAGCAAUAUUCACUGAAAUAAAAUCAGAGUAUCCAAAAAUAUACUAUACCUAUGAGAUACCUUACUUGGCUCCUACAUAUGUAACACCUCUUUUAAAAGAGUUAUUACGGACCUGGAAUCCUCUAGCUCAGCCUACGGCACAUAAAGAGGUUUUUGCCACGUGGCAAAACCUAGUUGAUAUAGGGGGAGCACAGCAGCAGCCAGGGACUGAUAUUCCUAUGGAUCCAUAUCAUCAUUUGGUGUGGGAAACUUGGACUGCUGCUGUAAGAUCUACUGUUAUGGGACCCUGGGAACCUCGAGACUGCACCCCACUUUUAGCAGUCCUUGAAUCUUGGACACUUCCUUUGGUUCCAGUGUGGAUCCAAGGCCACCUACUUCAGCACGUAAUUUUACCAAGAAUAACACGUGCAGUACACAACUGGAAUCCUCUAGAAGACACAGUUCCCAUUCAUACUUGGCUUCAGCCUUGGCUUCCCUUGUUAGUUGAUCACCUUCAGUCGGUUUACCCAGUUAUACGACAGAAAUUAUCUUCCGCUUUAAUUCAUUGGCAUCCAAGCGAUCGUUCAGCAAAAAUGGUUUUGCAGCCUUGGAAACGAGUUUUCAGUGAGAUAUCUAUGACAACUUUAAUUCAGUCGAAUAUACAGCCAAAGCUGGAAGCAGCACUUUUGGAAAUGCCCAUAACUGCUCACAGCCAAAAUCUUGACCCAUGGCACUGGUUUCUGGAUUGGGAUGACCUAUUACCUCCUCAGGUUACCUUAGAUAUUUUGGAACGCUGCUUUUUCAAUCAAUGGUUUCAGUCACUAGGUACUUGGCUGUCAUCAAACCCACCUUAUACUGAGGUCAUUAGUUGGUACAAAGGUUGGAGAGACUUAAUACCAAAGAGUGUAACCAAUAGGUUGCAAGUCCGUCAAAAAUUUCAGCAGGCAUUGGAAGUCUGUAUUCGAGGACUGAGUUUCCAACCAGGUGCUGUAGAGCAGUUCAAUUUAUUGUUAGCUGGUCUUGAUAAAUUAAUAGACCCACCACCACCACCACCACCUGGUUCUCCCCCAAGACAAAGGUCUGUGGACUGGGCAGAUAUCAUCAGUAGUGCACGCAGGGAAACGCUAAGUAUGCGUGAAGUAGUAGAGCGUAGAUGUCAGGAAAGGGGAACAGUGUUUGUUCCUUUGCCUGAUCGAACACAUGAAGGAAGGCCUGUUUACAAAUGUGGCAAACUGAAUAUAUCAUUUAACAAGAAUAUCAUUUACGUGCAUACAGAGAGAGGAUGGAUGCCCAAGAGCUUAACAACAUUAUUGGAUGAUGCUUGAGAUCUGUUUCUAAUUGGUUGUUACACCAGUGUGUAUUUGUGCUAUGUAUGUGGGUGUGUGUUUGUCAUGUCACUGUCUAGUUUGCAUCUUUAUAAUGUUUACUAGCAAGAGGCAUGCACUAUGUUGCAUGGGGCAGGAGGGCAGUUGAAGGACUCCGUUUAAAUAUGGCUGCCAGUCGUGAAGUGGGUCCUUCAUCGCACUGCUUUUGAUUUUUUUAUUGGGAGCAAAAUUUCAAAACAAAACCCAUAAUUCACAAUUUAUCAGGGGCGCAGACUAAUUCAGUACCUUCAGUACCUUUAUAUGCUGCCAUACAGCAUAUUUGCAAACUUUUUUAUCUGUUGGUCAGUUUCAUUGUGUAGACAACGAUGAGCUCUGUCAUGUUUUCAGCUAAUCGCUGUGAGUGGUAACUGUUAGUUUCUUGCGAGGGACGACAUUGAUCUCUUAACACUUUGCUCUUGCAAUCUUAAGGACUUCUCUUCAGGUUUUUCGAUGACACAUAUUUGGCUCUUUCUUUCAUGAUCACGGUUUAAUCUUUCCUCUCUCUCCUUGGUACCUUCAUUUGCCUUUCUUUUAGCCAUAGUUUGUAAGUUUUCAAUAAGCUUGCAUAAUUAUACCAGUUGUCUGCCCUCAAUAAAUGUAGUAUUUAUGAUAGCUGUUCUUGUAAUGCAUAUAUUUCUCUAGGUUUAAGUGUCUUUGAAAGAUUUUAUAAAGAAUAAUACAUAUUUAGCUGUACCAAC
Messenger RNA from Macrobrachium nipponense, 3433 nucleotides. RefSeq names its product tuftelin-interacting protein 11-like (gene sip1). Gene Ontology annotation, cellular component: U2-type post-mRNA release spliceosomal complex. The transcript is spliced from 4 exons. The record is from RefSeq and is a predicted model, not a curated record. Gene Ontology annotation, biological process: spliceosomal complex disassembly. Gene Ontology annotation, molecular function: nucleic acid binding. Bases 165 to 2696 code for a protein of 843 amino acids. NCBI's taxonomy places the organism in Eukaryota, Metazoa, Arthropoda, Malacostraca, Decapoda, Palaemonidae.